Molecule: messenger RNA, 2206 nt
Organism: Monopterus albus (swamp eel)
Lineage: Eukaryota; Metazoa; Chordata; Actinopteri; Synbranchiformes; Synbranchidae
Gene: ist1
Product: IST1 factor associated with ESCRT-III
Exons: 10
Coding region: 178-1221 (347 amino acids)
Biological process (GO): protein transport
Source: RefSeq, a predicted model, not a curated record
CAUUAAUAUAGUUACGCUUAUAGUUUAACAAAACAAGAAGUAAAAUAGUUUAGAUUGUAUUGUGUAAAGUUACACGGCUUAGCCUCUUUAGCUGUCCGUCACGUCUGGCUAAAGCUAAUUGUUUUGAACCAUUUUUAGCGUGUGACGUUAACAAUUUAUCGUUGAUAGUUUAUCAUCAUGCUGGGAGGAGGAUUCAAAGCAGAGAGGUUACGAGUUAACCUUCGGCUGGUCAUCAACCGACUCAAACUUCUUGAGAAAAAGAAAACUGAGCUUGCUCAGAAAGCAAGGAAGGAGAUUGCAGAUUACCUGUCAUCGGGAAAAGAUGAGCGGGCACGGAUUCGCGUGGAGCACAUUAUCAGAGAGGACUAUCUGGUUGAAGCCAUGGAAAUACUGGAGCUUUAUUGUGAUCUGCUGCUGGCUCGCUUUGGCCUCAUUCAGUCUAUGAAGGAACUGGAUCCAGGCUUACAGGAGGCAGUGUCCACCCUCAUCUGGGCAGCACCUCGUCUUCAGUCAGAGGUGUCUGAACUAAAAAUUGUAUCUGAACAGCUAUGUGCUAAAUACAGCAAGGAGUACGGCAAGCUGUGCAGGACAAACCAGAUUGGCACGGUCAAUGAUAGGCUAAUGCACAAACUGAAUGUGGAAGCCCCUCCCAAGAUUUUGGUGGAGCGCUACUUGAUAGAGAUUGCCAAGAAUUACAAUGUGCCCUAUGAACCUGACGCCAUGGUGCGGCCUGAGGUGUGUCCUGGAGAGGAGGCAGACCUGAUUGAUGUGGACACUGACAAAAAGUCUGGAGGAGGAGGAGGAGGAGGAGGAGGUGGUUUCACUGCUCCUCCUAUGCCCAUGCCCAUGCCAAUGCCCACCAUGCCUAUGCCACCAGCUUUCAACUAUCAACCUCCCAAUGCAGCUGGCCCAUAUAAUGCUCCUGUUGGAACCUACAACAGCUUCCAGCCCCCUAUGGGAGGAGGGCAGCCUCCUCAGUUGCCCACUUCUCCCCCCACAUACGAGUCUAUUGAUGACCUAACUGACAACUCUUCUGUUCCCCCCCAGGCUGUAGGUCCUGGUCCUUCAUCUAAGCUCUUUGACCACAACGCUCUCCCAGAUCUCCCCUCUGUUCCUGACACACUCCCCACAUCCUCCUUCGGGGGAAACACCGCUACCUCGGAUGACAUCGACUUCGACGAUUUAACACGGCGGUUUGAGGAGCUGAAGAAGAAGACCUAAUAGCUCUGUCCCUGGUCUAGACACGCACACAUAUACACACAGGCCUGUGUCGUCAUUACCCAGCUCAGACCAGGAAAUGGAAAAUGUUCAAGGCUCUGAAUCAGAUUUGAAAAAUUCACCCCCUUCCAUGGUGAAGUAAACUUACACAGAUACUAAACAUACAUGUAUUUUUACCUUUAUUACUUUACUGUAUAUAAAUAUGACCAAUUCAAUCAUGGGGUGAAGUGUCACUUCUGUUGGUAAUAUCAGUGAGUACCCCAUGUUUUAAUUUGAUGACACAUUAUAUAAAUUCCUACAUAAAACAUGCAGGUAUUGACCCCGUUCACUCCUCAUUUAUGGUCUCACCCACUUUUAACUUUUUCUGUUUGUGUGAUAUUACUGGCUAAUCAAACCUAGAUUUAAUUGUUGCUUAACUUAGGCUUUUGUGUCUGACUGCUAUUUACAAUACAUGCCUUGAUUCUUCUUUGCACAUGCUGUGUGGCUCUGAUCUUUGCCGCUGUGUCACCCACUCUCAGACCAGUCAAACAAGCCUGACUGGCAGUCCCAGUUUGAUGAGGAGCUGGUGUUCUCAUAAACAAAACCUAGAGAUUAUUUUAGAGGUGAGGCUCCAGUACCAAACAGUUUUUUUUCUCUUUUUCAUGAAGGUAUAACUGAUAGAAGCCAUAUUUUCUGUGCUUUGGGAAGUCAUGUGGAAAGGAUUUGAAAAGCUCUUAAUUCACUGAGGUUUUCAAACGUCAAGGUUUAUUUAUACCAGACAUAAAGUGAAUGACACCUUCCAGGGGUGACACAUUCACUCAAACCUCUUUUGUUCAUCUGUUACGGGGAGGUGGGGCACCGAUGCAAAUGUGUAAUAUAAUAAAUAUAUUUACAUGAAUGAUUAACUGUACAGCAAAAAGAGUUUAGUAGUAGGGAGUUGUUCAAUAUUUGGCAAAUCUGUUUUUAUAUACAGUAUCUCAAAAAUAAAUUUUUUUUUUGCUCUUUUGAA